This is a messenger RNA of Calidris pugnax (ruff), 1888 nucleotides long. RefSeq names its product coiled-coil domain containing 94 (gene YJU2). Bases 57 to 1016 code for a protein of 319 amino acids. The record is from RefSeq and is a predicted model, not a curated record. The transcript has 8 exons. Gene Ontology annotation, cellular component: U2-type catalytic step 1 spliceosome. Gene Ontology annotation, biological process: mRNA splicing, via spliceosome. NCBI's taxonomy places the organism in Eukaryota, Metazoa, Chordata, Aves, Charadriiformes, Scolopacidae.
GAGCGGUGCAGGGGGCCCUUCCUGGCUGGUACCGGUGGGUGAGGGAGGUCGCAGCCAUGUCGGAGCGGAAGGUGUUGAACAAAUACUACCCGCCGGACUUCGAUCCUGCUAAGAUCCCAAAGCUCAAACUCCCCAAGGACCGACAGUAUGUGGUGCGGCUCAUGGCCCCCUUCAACAUGCGAUGCAAGACGUGUGGUGAGUACAUCUAUAAGGGGAAGAAGUUUAACGCCCGUAAGGAGACUGUUCAGAAUGAGGUGUACCUGGGGCUUCCCAUCUUCCGCUUCUACAUCAAGUGCACGCGUUGCCUGGCAGAGAUCACUUUCAAGACAGAUCCCGAGAACACAGACUACACCAUGGAGCACGGUGCCACUCGCAAUUUCCAAGCUGAGAAGCUCUUGGAAGAAGAGGAGAAGAGAAUGCAGAAGGAGAGGGAAGAAGAAGAGCUCAACAAUCCCAUGAAGGUCUUGGAGAACCGAACCAAGGAUUCCAAGCUGGAGAUGGAAGUUCUGGAGAACCUGCAGGAGCUGAAGGAACUCAACCAGCGGCAGGCAAACGUGGACUUUGAGGCCAUGCUGAAGCAAUACAAGGAGUACGAGGAGGAGCAGAAGCGCAAGGAACAAGAGGAGGAUGAGCAAGAGAUUAAAGCCAUGCUGGAGCAGGCCCAGAACCGGCGGCUGCUGGUAGAUUCCGACUCCGACGAAGAGCCUGCGAAAUCACACACGAAAUCUACAGCCAAAACAAAACCCACGGACAUCUUGCAGGAGGACCCUCAGCCCCAGAGUAAGAAGCUGAAGACAGAGAGCUGGGAGCGGAGCGUGGGCAAAUUGAACACCAAGUCCCAGCUGGCUGGGCUGGUCACAGUGAAGAAGCAGAAGCCAAGUCCCCCCCUGGCUAAUGGGACAGAGAACCAAGGCACCACGGCCAAGACUGGCUCGUUUCCAACAGCAACGGGCACCACGUCCUCUCUGGGCUUGUUGGGGGCGUAUUCGGACAGCGAGGACAGCGCCAGUGACUGAUGAGCCACCAAGAGCCAGCCCAGAGCAGGGACCAAGGGGGGCUGUCCCCCCUCCCUGCUGACACCAGCUGCUCUCCAAGAGCUGGCAUCGGGGCCAGCGGGGGUUCCUAGGCCAUCUGGAGCUCCAGCAUCUUCACCUGCCCAGUCCCUCCUACGAAAGGGACGAGGCCCCAGUGGCCCUCACUGGCUACCACCACCCAGCAGACUGAGCCUGGAGGAGCUGGGCAACCAAAUGGCUUCCUCAGAGGAGGGUAUUGCAGCCAGUGGAGAGCCCUGAUGCUGUCCUGGGCUGGCUGUCCCCAAACCCAGCUUCCAGAGCACGGUGUGGCCCAGCCCUGCACCCACAACACGUUUGGAAGCACCAGUGUGGGCUGGGACUGUAGUUUCCCCGUUCUGGUGGCACCCACUGCCCCCAAACCCGUGCUGGCCCUGGCUACGUCACUCACCGACCCCCCCAGGACAAUAAAGGGACCUCGGGGCCUUCCUUCCCCCCCACCCUGCAGGGAGCAUGGGGGAGGUGGGAGCUCAGCACCCCGUUUUACCCCCAGGAGGACCCACUGCCACCACUUUUCUGGUCCCACAUGGCUCCUGACCCCCGCUGUGGGGCUCAGAUCCCACCUUUGAGCCCAGAACCCCCCUUGUUUUGCUGUAAGAGGUGACACAUCCCACAGCACAGACACGGGGGGGCUCGUUUAACCCCACGCUACGGGGACAGGGCUGUCCUGGCCGGGCUGCCACCACCCUCCAUCCCCUGCCCGAGUCCUCCCGUGUCCCACCACCGUGGUGACAGACCCCUCCCCACCCUUGGGAGAGCAGUGGGGUUUGCUCCAUCACCAGCAGCCGCCCGGUAAUAAAUUGGAUGUGUUAAAACCA